This is a messenger RNA of Erigeron canadensis, 708 nucleotides long. RefSeq lists its product as uncharacterized. NCBI's taxonomy places the organism in Eukaryota, Viridiplantae, Streptophyta, Magnoliopsida, Asterales, Asteraceae. The transcript has a single exon. Bases 1 to 708 code for a protein of 235 amino acids. The record is from RefSeq and is a predicted model, not a curated record.
AUGUGUGAUUCAUCAGCUUCCUCCUCUUCUAGCUCUGAUUACGAAGCAACCGAAUACGAAUCAUUCAAUCGAGCUGUUUCACAGAUGAAUGCAGUUUUCAAUCCUGAGGCAAUAACCGCUUGUCUUAACGUUAUAUUUGACGAAGAAGAAAACGAGGGCCAAGCAGCUUCAAGUUCUUCAGCACCCAAGUUGACUAGAAGGGUGAUCAAUCGAGAUCACCUUGGUGCUGCAAAACUUUUAUACAAUCAUUACUUUGCGCCUAACUGCACCUACCCACCCGACAUGUUCCGUAGAAGGUUUAGAAUGCGAAAGGAAAUGUUUCUCCGCAUAGCGCGAGAUAUACACUCCUUUAACAGCGUUCAACCGCUACCGAAACAUUUUCAGUUUUUCCACAAAGCACCGACAGAUGCUUCUAGUCGUCCUGGUUUUAACAUUUUCCAGAAAUGUACCUCUUCAAUACGCCAGUUAGCGUAUAGCUAUAAGGCUGAUGCUUUGGACGAGUACUUGCAAAUGGCGCAAGAUACUGCGUACCAGUGUUUAGAUGCUUUUUGCAAGUGUGUCAUACACUUGUAUCAAGAAGAGUACUUGAGAAGGCCAACAGAAGUAGAUAUCCAACGGAUAAUUGCUAAACAUGAGCAGGUUCAUGGUUUUCCGGGUAUGCUUGGUAGCAUAGAUUGUAUGCAUUGGGGGUGGAGGAAUGAUGUGUGA